AUGGCCGAAUAUAAUAUAACAUUCCUCAUCCUCAUCCAACUUCUUACCUCUAAACCUCUUGCUUCACUAACAAUUCUCUCACUUGUAAUAAUAUCGCUAGCUUCUUAUUAUGCAGCCGACCCUUGGAAGAAACCAGAAGCUCGAGAAAAAGAACAAGAGUCGGGAAAUGUAAUACAUAUAACGGCAAACCAUGCGAUUGGUUUUGGUGGAAUAGCUAGUUUAGGUCUUAUAAGUAUGUGGACAUUCCCUAAUGCACUUGUCUAUUUCAGUCUUGUAUCAUUUGGACUUGGUGGUUUUUUUGGAUUACAGGGUGUUCUUGUAGCAAUAUCUAGAAGACUCUCCUUGCCAUUUUCAGGUGGCUUAUUGGAGACCCUGCUGGCAGGUGGAAUAGUGAUUUGGUGGGUGCUUAUAAGAAAUAGCAGCGAAGCAUGGUUAUUACAGAAUUUUUUAGGAGGUUUCAUAAUAGCUUUAAUGUUAAAAGUUCUUAAAUUACCGGACUUACAGAUAUCAUCUAUCCUACUUAUUACUGCCUUUUUAUAUGAUAUAUUUUGGGUUUUCAUUUCACCAAAUUUCACAUCAAAUGGCAAGUCAGUCAUGGAAUCCGCAGCUACAGGUUCUGGACUAACAGUGCAUGAACAAGUGCCAAUGGUAUUUAGAAUUCCGAUUAGCGAUGAUCCUGCGCAUGGAUAUGCUAUGUUAGGAUUUGGAGAUAUUAUUUUACCUGGAAUGUUUUUGACUUUAUUGAGAGAG
Messenger RNA from Funneliformis caledonium, 750 nucleotides. NCBI's taxonomy places the organism in Eukaryota, Fungi, Glomeromycota, Glomeromycetes, Glomerales, Glomeraceae. The record is from the annotation of a GenBank genome assembly.